GGAAACCCGAGGACUGGAGAUGGGGCGGGGCGAGCUCGGAGAGCGCCUGCGCGCCGCGAGGAGCCGCAGUCUCGAGCGCCAAGGUGGUCUCUCGGUUGUCUUUGGCAAACCUCUCCCGUGAGCCCGACGUCGUUGGACUGCACCCAGGGCGGGGACGUCCCACGGGCACAGGGGAGAGCUACGAUGCCGAGCAAUAAAUCAGAGAAGCCGGAAAGCUGUGAUAAUGUGAAGGUGGUGGUUAGGUGCCGGCCCCUCAAUGAAAGAGAGAAAUCAAUGUGCUACAAACAGGCUGUCAGUGUGGAUGAGAUGAGGGGAACUAUCACUGUACAUAAGACUGAUUCUUCCAAUGAACCUCCGAAGACAUUUACUUUUGAUACUGUUUUUGGACCAGAGAGUAAGCAACUUGAUGUUUAUAACUUAACUGCAAGGCCUAUUAUUGAUUCUGUUCUUGAAGGCUACAAUGGAACAAUUUUUGCAUAUGGACAAACUGGAACAGGCAAAACUUUUACCAUGGAAGGUGUUCGAGCUGUUCCUGAACUUAGAGGAAUCAUUCCAAAUUCAUUUGCUCACAUAUUUGGUCAUAUUGCAAAAGCAGAGGGUGAUACAAGAUUUUUGGUUCGCGUGUCUUAUUUGGAAAUAUAUAAUGAAGAAGUUCGGGACCUUUUGGGCAAGGAUCAGACACAGAGGUUAGAGGUUAAAGAAAGACCUGAUGUGGGAGUUUAUAUCAAAGAUUUAUCAGCUUAUGUGGUAAAUAAUGCUGAUGAUAUGGAUAGAAUUAUGACACUAGGCCACAAGAAUCGUUCUGUUGGUGCAACUAAUAUGAAUGAACAUAGUUCCCGAUCCCAUGCCAUCUUUACAAUUACUAUAGAAUGCAGUGAAAAAGGCAUUGAUGGUAACAUGCAUGUCAGGAUGGGGAAGCUCCAUCUUGUAGAUCUUGCUGGUUCAGAAAGACAAGCAAAAACUGGAGCUACUGGACAACGCCUAAAGGAAGCUACAAAAAUCAAUCUUUCACUUUCCACCCUUGGUAAUGUAAUUUCUGCCUUGGUUGAUGGAAAAAGCACUCAUGUGCCGUAUCGUAAUUCCAAAUUGACUCGUCUUCUUCAGGAUUCUUUGGGAGGAAAUUCAAAAACCAUGAUGUGUGCAAAUAUUGGGCCAGCAGAUUACAAUUAUGAUGAAACUAUCAGUACAUUACGGUAUGCUAACCGUGCUAAGAAUAUUAAAAAUAAAGCUAGAAUUAAUGAAGAUCCAAAGGAUGCUUUGCUUCGUCAGUUUCAGAAAGAAAUAGAAGAACUGAAAAAAAAGCUUGAAGAAGGAGAAGAAAUAUCAGGCUCUGAUAUCAGUGGUUCAGAAGAGGAUGACGAUGAAGAGGGUGAGGUUGGAGAAGAUGGGGAGAAAAGGAAAAAAAGGAGGGGUAACAGCAGAAGCUUGGGCGCCACCUGUUCUGCCCUAGAGAGGCCUCUGGAUGAGUCCCUCCUAGUGAACCAAGCAGGUAAAAAGAAAGUCUCCCCAGAUAAGAUGGUUGAAAUGCAAGCAAAAAUUGAUGAAGAGAGAAAAGCACUUGAAACAAAGCUUGACAUGGAAGAGGAGGAAAGAAACAAGGCUAGAGCAGAAUUAGAGAAACGGGAAAAAGAUCUUCUUAAGGCCCAACAAGAGCAUCAGUCUUUGCUAGAAAAAUUAUCUGCCCUGGAGAAGAAAGUAAUUGUUGGUGGGGUUGAUUUGUUGGCGAAAGCUGAGGAACAAGAGAAACUUCUUGAAGAAUCUAAUAUGGAACUGGAAGAAAGGAGGAAAAGAGCAGAGCAACUUCGUAGAGAACUUGAGGAAAAAGAGCAAGAGCGCUUGGAUAUUGAAGAAAAAUACACCAGUUUGCAAGAGGAAGCUCAGGGAAAGACCAAGAAAUUAAAGAAAGUUUGGACUAUGCUGAUGGCUGCAAAGUCAGAGAUGGCUGAUCUCCAGCAAGAACAUCAGAGGGAAAUUGAAGGCUUACUGGAGAACAUUCGACAACUUAGCCGGGAGCUUCGACUUCAGAUGCUUAUUAUUGAUAACUUUAUACCUAAGGAUUACCAGGAAAUGAUUGAAAAUUAUGUCCAUUGGAAUGAAGACAUAGGAGAAUGGCAGCUAAAAUGUGUUGCCUAUACAGGAAAUAACAUGAGGAAGCAGACUCCAGUCCCUGAUAAAAAAGAGAAGGAUCCCUUUGAAGUGGACCUUUCCCAUGUGUAUCUUGCCUAUACCGAGGAGAGCCUACGGCAGUCCUUGAUGAAAUUAGAGAGGCCUCGGACUGCAAAGGGAAAAGCGAGGCCAAAGACGGGGAGAAGAAAGCGUUCUGCAAAGCCUGAAACUGUAAUUGACUCUUUACUUCAGUAAAUGUUACAGACUCAAUCACAAUAAAAAUUAGUGAUAUUUUCUUGCCUGGACAGAAAUCUUUAAAACACUGAAAAUUUUUGUGUAAUUUCAAAUAACAGAAGCUAUAAAUCAUGGAGUAAGAGUGGAACUAAUAAUUUGCCUAGUAACUUUAAGUUUCUUUAUAUUAAUAUAAUAUUAAAAUUGUACAACUGGUAAUUCAAAUUGUUGUAUUACUCUUCAGUUUAUACUGUGCAGUGACGUUGGGGAAACAGCUCAUGCUAUGGAGGAUUGCAGUUUGAGUGUAUACAUGUAUCUGCUAAUAAUUAACUACCAUAUAUACCAAUAACCAGAUAGUCAAAACAGCAAAAAAUGUAUGUGGCCUGAUUGCACACAGAAAGUAGUAGAUCUGCUUAUCCUGUAUUGUCCUGUUGUAUAUGAAUGUAUGGGUUGCAUAUCUAAGAAAUGAUUGAAUACUAACACCCACCCAGCUUGUUAAAUAUGUUCCAAUUUUUAUACUAACAUUCAUUGUAUUUUAGGUAUUAGAUGACUAAUCUUAUUGAUCUGCAGAAAAUUUUGUAAUUCAACAGCUAGUAUUUGGAAAUACAAUGUUUAAAAAACAAGAAUUGAACGCCGUUUCAUCUGGACCUCUCUUGACCUUUUUUGCCACUUUGACUUCAAGUGUAAAAUGCUUUUUUGUUUUGGUUUCAUGGUCUCCUGAAACAUUGAAUUUGUACCUAAAUAUGAAGAAGUCACAGUUGCACAAAAUUAAGAAGCUAAAUACUGGUUACUAAUCUUUGCCCAUAUGUGUAUAUUUUUUAAAGUUCAGUUUGAAGUAUGACUAAUGGAUGCUAUCUUGUGUCUGAGUUCUAAAUUUUGGUAGAAAUUGCUCUGUACCUUCCAGUUGAGAAAGGUCUCCAUUUUCCAGAAAAAGCAACCAAACCAAGAAAAAUACCUUUUAAUCCUUUGCCUUUAAAACGCUGUUUUUCUUCAUAUUUUAUAAGUAGAAAAUAUUCUUCCUUGAACUUCUUCUUUUGACAAAACUAAUUAGACCAUGUUCCUCUAAAAAUAAAAAUUAUUUUUAUUUUAUAGCAAAAUAAAUUGUUAAGUGUUAGAUUGUUUCUUUUAUUGGCUGCUUACAAUUCUUAAGUUUUGCUACCCCUGAACCAUUAAUAUAUCUUCUGUGAGUUUUAAAAUUAUGUAAUCAGCCCUGACACACAUUGUUUGCAAGCUUUGAGACUUCAUAAAUUAGUAUUUAUAAAAUUAACAUGAAUGUUUUUAAUUAUAAAGCUGUAGAAUAAGGAUGAGUGUAGGUGACUUACUUUUGAGAUGGUGGUAAAAGUGUGCCCAGAAGUUUAAAGUACAUUCCAAAGGUGAUGUACUAAAGGUGGUACCCUGUGUAUGGUGAAUAUUUUCUAGGUGAUAAGAAUUGCAUUUAACUGGCAGCAUUUUCUUUGUAAUAUGUAAGAUAGAUAGAAGUUUAUAAUUUUAAUCUGUGAGGCAUUGUUUAGGUACUAUGAAGACCUGAGGUGAAUUGUGUAUUGUAAAAGCUUUGUGUGAGAAGAAUAUCUUGGCAAUUGUAGAUGCAUAUUUAACUGUUAGUAAUUACUCGAGAGAAAUCUUAAUUUUGCCAAUAGAAAAAGAAGAGGAAUACUUCUUUUAAAAGUCCAUGUUUCUAGCCAUUAAUCGUCCAGUUAAUAGGAAAGGAAUAACAUUGCAUUAAGCUUUAAAACAUUAUAGAAAGUUGAAGCCAGUGUGUUAGAUUUUAUUUCUAUUCCACUACAUUGCAGGGGAAAAAAAUGAAAAAAAGAAAUCUAUAAAAAGUCAACACACCGAGAAAUUUGAAAAACAGGCUGCUUUAGCAUUUUUAAAAAAGCAUUUACAUUAGAACUGAUUAUACCAGAAGGACAUUAUUCAUCUUUUGAAAUACCAAAAUGAGAUAUUUGAGCCAGGCCUGAAUAUCCAUAUGAAAACACAAGACACUGACUUUACAACUGUUCGUGUAGUUUCAAGUGUAGCAGUUCUUGUGGUUUCUUCACAUUUACUAUACCUUUGUCCACAAAUGAAAUCUUUUGUUACUUCAGUGUUAAUUUCAUGAAAGGAUGUAGAUAAACUUGCUCAUUAUUUGAAAUAAGUAAUAGAUUUAAAUGUCACAUAUAAGUAGGUUAUUGAGUGGGUAUUUUUUUCCUCUUUAAAAAAGUAGUAUUUAUUUAUUAAAAGGAGCUUGGUAGAAUGUUAUUUGUAGUAUAUUCUUUAAUAAACCAUAUAUAAUUAUAUACGCUAAUAAUGAGGAUAUUAAAAUAGUCUUCAUUUUUUUUGUAAAGUUCUUGAAAAGUAUAAGAUUGUAAUCAGGGGUGGGGCUGGUCUGCAUCUAUGUGUUUGCUCCACAAGUAGAAACUAUUUGAUAAGCUAUGUCAUCUAAUUUCUGAGAAAAGGGGACCUUUUUUUUUUCAGCAAGAACUUUAAGGUUACUUGGGGGGUGCUGCUUCAUCUGUAACAUGCUUUUAAAAUUAUGAUUAUUGUUUGGGGGUUGUUUUUUGUUUUGUUUCUUUUUAGUCUUUUAAAAAUAUCUUUCCCCUUAACUCAAGGAAAGUCCCUCUCUUUCCUACAGGGCUGUGAAUUUGGAGUGGGUAGAGUUUACAUUUAAGCACGCCAGUGUCUGUUCAGUUUCUUAAUGUAUACAUCUGUUUUCCUUUUUAGUUAUUUUUUGUUUUUAAAAUGCUAGAAGAAAACAUAGAUCUUCCUAGUGCCUUUGAACUUAUACUGUAAUCUAAUUUAAAUAAUUAAUUUAAUAGCAUUACUUCAAUAGCAUUACUCUAAUACUGUAUACUGGCCAAAAUGACAAGUUGUACAAUGGGGUUUGUUGCAUUUAUUUAAAAAGCCACACUUCAUUUGUAUUUUAUGUAUAAAUUGUGUUGUUCAAUUUGUAUAUAUUGAUAUUGUGUGUAUACAUUCAGCAUGGCUAAAUAAAUAAAAAUCUUCACCUAA
This is a messenger RNA of Manis pentadactyla (Chinese pangolin), 5325 nucleotides long. It is a transcript of the gene KIF3A, whose product is annotated as kinesin family member 3A. Gene Ontology annotation, biological process: microtubule-based movement. The record is from RefSeq and is a predicted model, not a curated record. Gene Ontology annotation, molecular function: ATP binding; microtubule motor activity; microtubule binding. The transcript has 19 exons. Lineage: Eukaryota; Metazoa; Chordata; Mammalia; Pholidota; Manidae. Bases 184 to 2361 code for a protein of 725 amino acids.